AGCUGUCAUCGGCCCUCUGAACACAUCUGCCUCUCUCUAUCAACCCUCCCUUCCUCUGUCUGUCGGCGUGUGUGUGUGUGUGUGUGUGUGUAUGGGUGUGUGUGCGUGUUCACCCCGAGUGUGUUGUGUUUCUGCAGAACUCGGCGUUGGAGGUGUUUGAAUCAGAGCAGACGGACUGGGAUGCAGGCACCGCCGAGACCGACGCUCCCUCUCCCGGACUGACAGGCCAAUCGCAAGCCACCGUUCGCCCUGCCUCUGAAUCCCUCUCUCUCUCUCUCUCUCCCUCAUCCUGUCUCUCUUUCUCUCUCUCUCUUCAGUUUCAUUCCUUAGCGCUCUGCUCGUGUAUCCCCUCCUCCUCUUCUUCCUCCUCCUCCUCCUCCUCACACCUUUUGGUCAGAAGAGGAAGAGGAAGCCCAGCCCAGGGAGAGACGCUGAGAGGAUGAAACUCUGACACGCCGGCAGACCACAGGGAAACAAGAGCACAACUAUAAUUGCUUGGAAAGAAUCACCCAGGAAGGUCAGCCAAGACUCCUGCUGUAGGUGCCAAAGUGAGAUCUCCAGGACUACAAUUACUCUGGCUGCAGAGCAAAGUGAAUGACAGCGACCCUGCUCACCCAGGACUCGGACCUCUGCAGUGACAACUGAUUUCCAACUCCUAGAUCCUCCCAACAGGUUGUAUCUGACGGAGGAACCGGUGCCGCGCUCCCAUCCUCGCGCUCCUCCAACAACAACAACACUGUUCUUCAGCACCUUUGGCAGCAGCAGCGAGUCGCGUGACCCCGCUCCAGGCCGACCGGCUUCACCUGUACAUGGAGACCCCCAGCUGGGCAGGAAACACGUUGUGUAAGUCAGGAAGCAUUGCCGUCUUCGGGAACGUGGUGUACAGCGGACUGCUGAACGAUCACCUCUGGCAUUUGGGAGUGCCCCUCUUUACGAGACUGGGUAACCAAGAGGCCACCAACCCUCCUGACGCGAUGGCCCAGCCCUACACCCCCGCCCAGUACCCGCCUCCCCCACAGAAUGGCAUCCCUGCAGAGUUUGCGGCGCCGCACCCGCUCCCGACGCAGGACUACACCGGGCAGAGCCGGGUGCCCGAGCACGCCAUGACCCUGUACACGCCCACACAGACGCACAGCGAGCCGGCCGGCACUGACAACAGCACGCCCGCCAUCACCGCCACCACGACCGCACCGGUCAGUGCCCUUCAUCACCUGCAAACACUGUUCUCAACACGCUGUCAGCAAACAGAUGACGUGACGCAAACAGAGGGUUCUCAGCAGCUCCAGCUCCAGCACUCAGACUCUUCAGAGAAGCAGCAGCCAAAAAGGUUACAUGUCUCCAACAUUCCCUUCCGCUUCCGGGACCCAGAUUUGAGGCAAAUGUUCGGGCAAUUUGGAAAGAUUUUAGAUGUGGAGAUUAUCUUUAAUGAGCGAGGAUCCAAGGGCUUUGGGUUUGUAACUUUUGAAACAAGCACAGACGCCGAUCGUGCGCGAGAGAAACUAAACGGUACAAUCGUAGAGGGACGCAAAAUCGAGGUGAACAAUGCAACCGCACGAGUGAUGACAAACAAAAAGGUGGCCAACCCUUACACAAACGGCUGGAAGCUGAACCCGGUAGUAGGAGCCGUGUACGGUCCUGAACUGUAUGCUGUAACAGGGUUUCCCUACCCUGCCACAGGCGCUACGGUGGCCUACAGGGGUGCCCACUUGCGGGGACGGGGACGAGCCGUGUACAACACGUUCCGCACAGCUCCGCCUCCGCCACCCAUCCCUGCUUACGGAGCGGUGGUGUACCAAGAUGGCUUCUACGGCGCAGAGAUCUAUGGCGGCUAUGCAGCAUACAGAUUUGCCCAACCCACCACCACCGCUGCUUACAGUGACAGCUAUGGCAGAGUCUAUGCAACAGCAGACCCCUACCACCACACGAUUGGCCCUGCUGCCACAUACAGUGUGGGGACCAUGUAAAUACAAAACGAAGAGCUGUACUCAGUAUUGAUGGACAUCACAGAUGAAAACAACGAAGAGAGGAGAACUAGCUUUAAGAAAAUAACACAAGAAGAAGAAGACGAGAAGGAGUCCCUCUACUGAGGCUGGCGAGGGAAGACGGGAGGCGUACAAAGUGGCGCCGCGGCAGUGGUGUCAAACCAGCCACAAACUUGACAGAUGGAGUGAGCCAGUUUCCACCAGGGACCACCUUUUUGCCGGGUAGAAAAAAAAAAAGACAGAGAGAGAAGGAAGUGUCCCGUUAUUAUAAAACAUUUUAUUUUUCUAUACUUUUGUGAUUUACAAUGGUAAAAAAAACAAAAAACGUGUGUAUAAAGCAGUAUAUAUGUACAAAUCUGUUUUUAUGUUUUUUGGUAAGGGAGAUGAACAGUUGGCCCUUGAUGCUGAUUCUGUGGUAUGCAGGAAGGAGGAGGGAGGACGACCUCCCCCGCCCCCCGCCUCCUCUCUCUAUGGCACACUGCUCUGUCACCGAGGUCGUGUAAAAAAAAAAACAACUAAAAACAAGAAACGAAAGAAAAGAAACAAAAGGUGGCAGGGAGAGCUCGGCAUCCAGGCAGAAGCACUUUCUACGCUGUACUUCCUGUGGGCGGAGUCUCGUGGCUCCGCCCUGUUCCUUCCUUCCUUUCUUCCUUUUUGGGCCGACGAAGAUGACGCCGCCACUUCCUCCUUGUCGUGGCGUCGUCGGCCCGCAGCGCCUACUGUUAGCAGCGUCCCCCGUGGAUACUGUCGUGAUGUCACUUCCUUUUUGGCAGCACCAUUGGGCAUCCCCGCCCUCCCCAAUGGGCAGAGUCACUGGUUUACAGCUUUGGGGAGUGGGGGGGGUGAGCCACGGCGGGACGGUGACACGGUACACAGCCGAGCCUCCCCGUCUGCCCCUCUCCACGCCCCAGCAGAGGUCACUGACUUAAGGACUACUGAGAGAAAAAUGGCGCCAAAGCCGCUGACUUUAUCCACCUGCCAGACUCCGAGCCCAAGCCUUUGUGUCACUCUGCACCGACGGAUGAACUGUCAGACCAACACGAAAACAAGGUGCGUACAACUACCAAGGAUGCACGUUCCCAUCCGACGAGAAUAACUCAUCACCAUCCAUGUAACAAAUUGAAUUAUAAUCGAGUAAUCCCAUUGUACUACAUCAGCAGGUGCAUAACCAAAACACAAGCCUGAGGCAUAUAGACUGUGUCGCUAGAUAAAACAUUAUAGAAAUACAGUAGUGCCCAUCCAACAGUAUCAAGGAACGAGGGCUGAAAUAUGUGAUUUCUUUCGUCAAUGUAUUCUGAGAAUAUUUGUUUUGUUUUUUUCAGCACUCAAAACUUUUGAACAGAAAAAAAAGUUUUAAUUUUGUGAAAGCAGAACCUUAAUUCUUUAUAUCAGGAGAGUCACUGUAAACGUGUUUAAUCAAGAAUGUCGGUUCAGUUUUUGAAUGUAUUUUAAUGUCUAGGGUGUCCGAUGAGUAUGUAUUCUUUUUUCUGUAUAUAAAUAUAUAUACAUAUCUAUUAUAUGGGCUGUGGUGAUGUCAGGGAAUAGAGGGGGUGGCAGGAAAUCCUCCGGCCCCCCGAGCAUAGUUAUCAGAACCCCCUCCAACUAAAUAUGUCCCUGAUAUUUACUGUAACAUGUGAUCAUGUGCUAUAUGACUGAAAGUGUGACGGUGAUAGUGUGAACUGAUCUCCCCUGAGUCCCACCCGUACCACCAACACACGCACUGUGCAGAUUCUCGCAGACCAACAGCACACGCUGGAUUCCCGCCAUCGUCAGAGCAAAGCGUCACAUCCCGCCUCCUCACCGACCCGCCGGCCCUUCCGAGACAACGGUUUACAUCUGCAGUUACUCUGACCCCUCACUGGAGCUGCAAAGACUUCCUAAUUAGCGCAAGGUGUAGUAAAAAGUUUAUGAAUAUUGAUUUCUCUUUCUUACUUGAACCAAAGUAUGAUUUGAAGGCGCAGGCUCAGUGCUCUUUGAUCAGGAGACAGCGGGACUCUGGGAUGACGGCGGAGCCUGGAUGCGUAUCGACGUGACCCAGAUUUCAUUCAGUCACGGCUGCAGAGGAAGCGCUCGCUCUUCAGCCGCUUUAACGAGCUGCGCUGAAGGAGGCCAGCUCGCAGCUUCCUGUGGCGGCCUUGGUUUACGAAGCACCGGUCUCACGCUGACCCCGGUGGGCGAGCGGCCGCUUGGUUUUACUGCAUAUUGGAUAUAACCUGCUGGCCCUGAGGAGAAACUUUUUACUUUUUUUUUUAAAUCAGAGGUGAGCAGGUUUGGGUGAAGCACAACUUAGUUUGAGAGUUCAGGGUAUGCUACUUGGUUAGUGGUGGUUUAUGAAGAGGGAAAGAAAAGAUUAAGCUUCUGACUUCCUGUACAAAACUACACAGUGUACUGUUAAUAUUCUGUACAGUAAAUCUCACCUCACACUUCUUGAUUAACUUCAUCUUCUUUCAGGUUAAAAAUAACAACAACAAAAAAGACUUGUUCUGAAUCAGGGCUCCUACCCACACGACCUCUGCUCAUCUGUAGACAGCCUCCCAUAUAUUACAGAGUAUCUAUAUCAUGGCAACUAACUGUUGUGAAGUCUAAUUGGGGUAAAGUCGGUCAUUUGUUUUCCCAUACAGCUUUCAUCUGCAGAUUUAGCAUCUUCAUACCUGUUGGUUUGUUUCUGAGAGUCAACUGAUUGUUCUGGCCUACUUUCAGCUCCGCAGACUGGAGGUGGGUCAGGAAACUCAGGAGCAGGUUGGAGUUUUAGUUUGCCGGGAACUUCCAGGGAGCCAGAGAUAAAGAGCCACAGUUCGUUUCUUCCUCCUUUUCGUCACAUAGUUGGAGUUCGUCCACUGAAUUAUCUAUGCAUACUGCAACAAAAACACUUGAUGUCAUGUGUGAUGGGCACAUUUUCUGAGAGAACACUGUUGUGUACUUAUUCUAGUUAGCUACUAGCAGAUCAAAUCUGAUGGGAUGACACUGGUAUUAUUACGUGUUUUAGUUUUGUCAACAAAUCUUGAGAAAAAGUGAAAAAAAUGUGUGUGUCUCAGUAUCUCUGACUUAGUUAUACUGUUUUUACAAACAAAACAAAAAAACCUAAACAAAAACGUGUAGUUUUUAGCAAAUGUUACUCAAAUAGUAAGUGAGCUCAAGUGCAUUUCCUUGGGGACUAUUUUCAGCAGCGGAUGAAUUCACAAAAGGUGCUGUUGUGAGUAUUUGUGGCAGCAGAUGUGGACAUUUCACUUCCUGCAGCAGCGUUGGUGUGUUUUUCUUUAGGGGGAACCAUGAAGCUCUGUGUAUCUGUUUGGGUUUGACCUUUUUAAACCGUGUUUUUAUUUAUUUUGUUUCAAAUCAAAGAACGUAGCAUUACUUUGGAACAGUGAUGCAAAAAAAAAAAAAGCAUGUCAGAGAUCAAGCUGCCUCUUCUUUAGUUUAUGCAAACCAAAAAAAAAAGUUUGAGGUCUGAGAAUAGCAACAUUUGCAGUAACUUGUGCAAAACAAAUGAACCGAUCUUGAUUUGUUUCUCGUAUUAACUGUUGUAGACGUAGGAAUAGAAAGUAGGGGCUGUGUGCAAUGUUGCCGUUCUGCGUAUUCUCCUGAUGUUUACCUACUGCUCAUUCUGAUCCACAGUUCACAGCGAAGACAAAGACAAAACACCGAACCAAUGACACUCCUACCACAGCACUCGUUUCAGACGUAUAUGCAGCUUUGCAGCUAACUUUAAAGUGCAGGUUUUGUAAAAAAUAAAAAAGCAAAUAAAACUCCUUUUAGAGUUGUGAUGGAGAGUCCCAUCCUGCUUACAGGUUACUACAGCUCUUAAUGCAUGAAGGUAUUUUGUUAUAUUUUUUCCAUUUACCCGCUACGGCUCCCAUGAGCUGGUUGACAGUGUGUAGCUGCCACAGCUUCAUGCGAGCUGCAGUUGAAAACCAAGAAAAAAAAAAUGUAUAAAAGAUGAAUUUUAUUGCCUUAGAAUUUUUAUCCAGUUGAUAUCAGAAAUACUAAAUAGAUUUUAAAUGUUUUAAUGGAAGUAGUUAGAUGUUAGUGUUGGAGCAGCAGUGGUGAGGUAUCCAUCCUGUUUUUAACCUUUAGGGCCGUUUUGUUCCCGCUGUGGUUGUUUGUCUCUGCUCGCUGGCCAACGCAGUGAAAAACAAAAAAAGGCCGAGCUAAAACUCCAGCCUGCGCCGUAGCGUAGCGGUGGGAUGGAGCGAGGGGGGGUGGGCGUACGGCGACCCUCCCUUCCUUCCUUCCUUCAGAUGCCUUUAUGUUUUAAAAACUGGUCCUGAUCUUCCUGAGCACAACUGCUUGAGCUGUGACACUCGCAGGAUGCCCCUCGCUUACAUCGGACCCCGUAUAGCUACCCCCAUCCCCAGCCUUCCAGUAUGUGAGUCGACUGGCCCCUUUUGUAUUCCUGGUGUUCUGUACAUAAUAACCUUCACCCCAACUGGUCUCUUACUUCCUUCAGCUGUCCUUUCAGGGGGAAAAGAACAAAAAAAUACGUCAAAAAGAAAAAAAAAGACCAUCCUCUGACUCCCCAAAUCUUGUAUUUUGUUCUAAUGAUGACAAAAUUUAUUUAUAAGGGAUUUUUUAAAUUCUAUCUCUUUCUCCUUUUUGUAAAUGUUCCAGUUAAAUAAUGUUUAAAAAUGUUAAAAAUUAAAUGGAUAUAUUGAAAGGUUAAAAAAUGUCUCUAGAAGUCCCUGCCCCCUCCUCUGGCUCUGUACUCUGAACUUUGUGUUUUUGUUUUUUCUCUUUCUGUAUGCUUCUCUUUACGUGCUUCAGAUGAAGAGUUCUAUUUAUUAUGACAUUAACGUUAUUAUAAUUAUGACUAAUUAUUAAUAUUAUCAUCCUCAUCAUCCUCAUUAUUAUCAUUAAUAAACUUGUCUACUUCA
Xiphophorus hellerii (green swordtail) is the source of this 6853-nucleotide messenger RNA. Its product is annotated as RNA binding protein fox-1 homolog 3-like. The record is from RefSeq and is a predicted model, not a curated record. The transcript is spliced from 17 exons. Gene Ontology annotation, biological process: regulation of alternative mRNA splicing, via spliceosome; nervous system development. The coding region runs from base 810 to 1964 and encodes 384 amino acids. Gene Ontology annotation, molecular function: mRNA binding. NCBI's taxonomy places the organism in Eukaryota, Metazoa, Chordata, Actinopteri, Cyprinodontiformes, Poeciliidae. Gene Ontology annotation, cellular component: nucleus; cytoplasm.